Molecule: messenger RNA, 29197 nt
Organism: Podarcis lilfordi (Lilford's wall lizard)
Lineage: Eukaryota; Metazoa; Chordata; Lepidosauria; Squamata; Lacertidae
Source: the annotation of a GenBank genome assembly
AUGCUGAUAAGCAACGAGGUAAUAAAAUAAUAUUGGGGGAAGCAAGAUUUCUUUUAACGACAACAACAAAGAUACUGUAGGUCAUACUUUGAAAGCCUUCUCUGUAUUGCCUUCGCCUUGGUGUCGUCAGACACAGAAAAUCCCUCUCAGGGUUCCCCAUCACAAGGCCUGUCAGUGAGGGAGGGAGGGUCUCUGAAGACUUCUGUAAUUUGCUCCAGGGGUUACACUCAGAUUUAGGCGAUGAAAAGGGUAAUCUGUGAAAGGGACAGAGAGAGAGCACAGGGAGAGGAACUAAUUCUCUCUUUAUUUUCGAGAGGAAAUUUGCAGCCCAUAACUGUUCGAUCAGAAUACAAGUGGGGUCGUCCGAAUCGCUAGCAACAUCACAGAGGGACCUCCCCCCCCCCCCACAACCAGCAGUUGGUUUCCACAGAUUAUCUCGUCUAAAUUUUCAAAAGGGAUUACAAUCCCAUUAAAGGACAAGCGCCUUUGGAGCUAAUUAAUUUCCAGCGAAUCGCUUGCAACGCUAGAGCAAGCAGUCGAUUAAAUAUUAAUAUGGGAUACCGGGGUCACUUUUUGUUUUGCAACCCUUGAAACCCUGUAAGUAUAUCGAGAUCUAAUUCAAGCAAGAGUCGCACAGUGACGGGAAAUAAAAGGAGACAGAGAGCCCCAAAGCCCUUGCCCACGAAUGAGUUAACCACAAGUCUUCCCUCACCCCAGCAUCUAAAUUUUAAUUCUAUUAUCAAACUAACGUGCGUUAAAAAAAGUUUCAUGCUGCUAUUUUUAAAAAAUAAAAAUAAAAACAUUCCCCCGCUUUCAUAUACGCAUAAAACAUCAGUCUAUAUGGUAGAUCUGCAACAUCAAGGAAAAGCCCCAUACUACCCCCUAGUGAUCAAAGUUUGGUGACCUCCAAAUAACACAAAACACAAUAAGUGGACUUUAGAUCACAAGAACAAAAAAAUUGCCCAGAAGCAAAGCAAGUCACUGCUGGCAUUCUUUACUUAGAAUGCUUUUCAUGAUAGAAGAAAAAGAGAUGAAGGGCGGGGGGUGCUAGCUGCGAGAGGCUGAGGUUUCCUGUUCCUUGGUCUGAUUCCUCCAUCUUACAAACCCAGCUAGUAGGGAAAUAUUUAUAUAUUCAGAAGAAAUAAACAACAACAAAAAGAGAAUUCUGUGUGAUUGCUUUGGGGCAAGUGUCCAGAACAAGGCAAAUGCAUAAGAGGGCAUCUCCCUCUUCAAAGGUCCUAACCAAAUGUCCCACUUUCAUCCCUUAGGUACCAGGCUGAGAGCUCGUUUCUACGGGUACCAGAAUCCUUUUCCUUUUCUGGGCAAUGCCAUUUCAAGCCACAGGUGAAUGCAUCCCUUCUUGCACAUGGAAAAGUGACCUGUCGAAGGAAAGGGUUCUGCACAGCCGUCUUCUCUUUUCAUUUCAUUCUGCGAGGGAACGUCCAAACACGUAACUUUCCCCUUGCAGCCUAAAAUAGCUCAGUCAGGUGAGACGGAGCACACAGAACAAAGAAAUGAAUUUCAUCCAUGGGUCCCUUUUUGGAAUCUCGAGCCGGCAAACAGAACCUGUAACAAAAUGUGAGCUCACACCCUAAGUCGAGCAUUACUGUUCAUGCUACCAACCAGCCCAGCAAUGGCAUCUUCCGAUAUGUGGUAGGAGAGAUGCUAAAAAAAAUUCUUUAUUGUGGCCAAAUUAUUCUGUCGCUCAAUAUCAUAUAGGCACUGUCUAAUUAAAUUAUUCAGAUAGUACAUGGGUAGAUGAGCCUGGAAAGCCCAGGACACAAAUACUAAGCCUCCUUAUGUAUAUGUUGCUCUAGGAAGCUUAGUUUGGUCAAAAUCAGGUAUACACUUCCAGAGAUAAUACUGAAUACAUUACUUCUGGUAAAUGAGUCAUCAUAGAGGGCUGUGAAAAUUUGCGUUCCGGGCUUUUUAGACUCGUCGACCCAUGUACUCUCUGAAACCAAAGGGGCAGAUGUGAAACAUAUUGCCAUUAUUUCCAGCUCUCCUUCUACACUAUAUAAGCUGGAAGCGGAUCAAAUGGGAUGCGUCACUCUCCCUUGUUCUGUUUCUCCUUUCCAACUGACACCCAACUUCAUGUGGCUCAUGGAAGUCAUUGAGCAUGUUCAAACUGAGCUACUGGGGACGGGUUUGCCAUCAUUUUUCUUUGCUCUGGUUUUUUGAAAUGUUUUCUGCAUCUGCAUAUCUCAGGGUAAACCUCAGUUGCCCCCUUUGGGCUCCAUUCCCAUCGAGUUCACUGUUAGGAGGAGCGAGUGUAUAUUCCGCUUUACAGAACUUCUGUCAGUUGGUUUUGCUUGUUAAUUUGUUUUGGUUUUGCAGCACAAUCGCAAGCAAGUCUUCUCCGAAUUACGUUCCAUUUAGUUCAGCAGGGCUUGUUCCCAGGUAAGUGGAUAGAGGAUUGUUGCUUAACAUGUGUAGACUUAGAAUGCACAUCCAUUGAAAUUAAAUGAGAAAACAAGCAAAGGGAUUGAACUAUAAGAGCGUGUGCAUGUAUGUUGCGUGGAUGCCUGAUUACCGUCUUCCAAAGCAACUACUCUAUUCCGAACUUAAAAAAUGGAAAGUGUAACGCUGGUGGUCAACAAAAGAGGUUUAAAGACUGUCUCAAGGCAAAUCUUUAAAAAUGUAGAAUAAACACCAACUAUUGGGAAACACUUGCCUGUGAGUGCUCCAGUCGGAGAACAGCCUUUACCAAAGGUGUCAUGGACUUUGAAGAUACUCAAACUCAGGACACAAGGGAGAAAUGUGCUAAGAGGAAGGCACGCUUGGCAAAUCCACACCGUGAUCAACUCCUGCCUGGAAACCAAUGUCCCCACUGUGGAAGGACGUGUGGAUCCAGAAUUGGCCUCCACGGUCACUUGCAGACUCAUUGUUAAAACCGUGUUUAUGGAAGACAACCUUACUCGGCUAUGAGUGAUCUCCAAAGAAGAAGAAGAUUUAUUUGUGUACAAAAUGGAGUCAAUAUACAGCCCCUCCUCACAGAGAUAAACAGAGCGAUCCUAACUGUGUUAAAAUUCAAUAGUUUGUACUCCUACUAUGAGUGUUUAGAAUUAAAUUAGAGAUUAAGGGAAGAGAACUGCAACUUGAAGAAUUCUUAGGGUACAUGUGUGAUCUCUGUCACGCUUUUUUAAGGAAUGCCCAAUAGCUCCCCCAAAGGCAAACUGAGCACAAUAUUUCCCCAGGGACAGGCAUCAAAGAAUAGGAGCAUUCCCUGUUCAACAGACACAGCUGGAGCAUAUGCAAAAGUCACCUUGAAGGUCUGUUCCUCAGGUAUAUAAAAGGUGACUUUUGCAUAUGCUCCAGCUGUGUCUUUUGAACAGGGAAUGGCCUAUAGUCAUGUAUGAUGGGAAUUGUCCAGGAAGUCGGAGUCCACCAUGUUGGCUGGGGUGGAUGGGAGGUGAGGUUCAAGCCCAUCUGGAGGUCCAAAGAUUUCCUACUCCUGGUCUUUAUUAAUAGCAAUCAUAGAACUUAUAUCCUGCCCUUCCUCCCCGAGGAGCCGAUGGUAGCAAGCACACUCACUUUUUUUAAAAAACAACAACAACCAGAAUUCUGAAAACAGUUACAGUAAUAAAAAAAAUCAUUUCAUUCACUCAUCUCAGGUUGCCAGGAUCAGUAGCCUUCAACCACUAAUUUGUAAACAGGAAUGUUCUCAAAUGCCUCCUGAAAGUUAAGAAGGAUGGAGACAGACAUAUUUCGCCAGGGAGAGUAUUCUACAAAUAGGGAACCACCACUGUAAAGGUGCUGUCAUGAGUCAACAGCAACCAGGCAGCCCCCAGUUGUGGCACCUACGAAAAGGUCUCACCUGCCAACAUCUCAGUCUGUCAAUAUUAGGGAAAGUGUUCUUUUAGGUACUUGGGUCCCAAGCCAUUUACGGCUUUAUAUGCUAGUGCUAACACUUUGGAUUAUGCCCAGUUGAUCACUGGCAGUCAGUGCAGUGCUUUGGGGCCAGUGACAGAUCCAUUGGGCUGUCCCACUUACCUUACCUAGCCGCUGCAUCCUGCACUAGCCGCAGUUUCUGGGCCUUCAAGGGCAGUGCCACACAGAGAGUAUUUCUCUGAAGCAUGGGUUGUCAACCAGUGUACCAUGACACCCUGGGAAGACUUGAGGAAUGUUUAGGACAGCCCCAUGGGUUUGUCCUUUCAUUAACUUGCAGCCCAUAUCUUCCUGCAUUGUCCCCCUCUCUCUCCCCAGCAGACAACCGUCCUUGAGUCCUCCUCCUCCUCCUUGCUGGAGGAGAUUCCUAGGUUCCCAGAUUCCUAGUCUCCCCCUGCUCUCCAUAUCGGGCGCACUUACAUAGAGGCUUCUUCCACAAGUUCAGGGCAAGACAGAGUGCAACCACAUCCCACAGGGGAGCCACAGAAAGAAUGUGGUUGGUCAAGGAAGCUGUGGACUCCCAAAAGCUGAAAACCACUGCAUUAGAGCAUGGACAGUUGAGGCCUAGCUAUCCUAGUCCACGAAUGUCCAUAGCAAACCAUCCAAAGCUGAGCAUGAUCAUUCCUAGCUACAGAAGCUGCUUGAGACUCUAAUGACAAGCUGGGAUCCAGGAGUCCUCCCAGAUUAUGACCCUGUUUCUUUGAAGGGAGUGCAGCCCCUCUUAGAAUGGGCUAUACACCUAAUUCCCAGACACAGGAACCAUCCAGCCACAGCACUUGUACCUUAUCAAGAUCGAGCCUCAAUUUAUUGAAACCCAUCCUGUUCAAGGGAACUGGGAAGGGAAACUCCCCAAGGAUGGGGAAGAGGGGUUCUAAGGCAGUCCUAGGGCUCAUGGUUUGAGCUGGUGCUAAAAACUGUCCCACUCAAAGACCUUUCCAUAAAUGUGCAUGUAGAAUUAACAACAUAUUUUAGGAUGAUUAUGUUAAGUGGCACCCAAAAGGUCCGUAUUCUGCUCAGACAUGUUCCACAUGAAUAUUUCUGUAUUUAUGAAGACACCAUGAUUAUACUUAGAUUUGAUUCAUUUUCCUAAUUAAGCCCCUUGAAAUUCAUUUCAGCAUGAUCCUAAAAAGAUUUCACUCAGAAGUAAAUCCCACUUGGUUCAGUGAGGUUUUUUGGUCCAUAGUUUUAGAAUUCCUGCUGUGUAUCCUGAUCCCAUGUUUUCUUUUCUUGGAAGUAAGUCCCACUAGGCUCAAUGCAACACAGAGUAUCAUGCCCUGGACAGGUGCAUUGCAGAUCUUUGUUUUUAAAAAAGAAACAAUAAAUAAAUGCAAAUGAUACAAACGAAAUAUGCAUUUUUGAUAUCUAUACUCCACCUCCAGAAAUCACCCGAGAGAGAGAAUUUUAAACUAGUUACCAUGUCCUUGUGUCUAUAUUUAUUUUGAUUUUUACCCUGUUUAAAUUUAAUAUGAAUGUGUCCUUAGGGCUGUUCUUGAUAAUUAAGCUAACAUACUUUACUCCCUCUGGCCUGCAUUAAAACACUAAAAAUGAACAUGAGACAUCUUCUUGAUCAUGCUAAAAUUUCCAAAUUUCCAUUAAGCCUUUCAUCCAUGGAGUCAGAGUUAGUUGCUGACCUGAUAUAGAUUAGCAUGGCAGAGUUGCUCCCAUGUUCUAAAGCCCUUAUUGAAAAUGGGAAUACAAUCGUACCUUGGAAGUUGAACAGAAUACGUUCCGGAAGUCGGUUUGAUUUCCAAAACAUUCAGAAACCAAAGCACGGCUUCUGAUUGGCUGCAGGAAUCUCCUGCAGCCAAUCAGAAGCUGCACCAGACGUUUGGCUUCCGAAAAUCCUUCGAAAACCGGAACACUCACUUCCGGUUUUCGAUCGUUUGGGAGCCGAAAUGUAGGAGUUCCAAGGCGUCCAGCAACCAAGGUACGACUGUAAUUGGAUUUAUAGUUGUAGGUCUGCCCUCAUCCUAUAUAUAAUCACUUAUCUAGAAAAUAGAAGCUAGUCCAUUUCUGUUAGAGUGACUAGAGUUCUGUCCCAACAACUUCAGUAAACUUCCGCUCAGCCUGAUCUCACCUACCAUCCUUCUUACAACCAGUCCUUGUCUUAGUCUCAGUGUUGCUCUUGUAGAACUCAGCAAGGAGGGGAAUGGAGACUAAAGUAAAAUUAGUUGGCUCCACCUGUCAUUGUCUCUGGUGCCUCCUUCUGUUGGUCUUCCAGCAUUUAAGGCUCCUGGAACCAAUUGGCCGAUUACCAUAAGUCUGGAACUACCCGGACACAGUUGGUAUUCUGGCCUCGUAAACAACAUCCGGGUGGAAAACGCUGAAAAUCCGGAUGUAUGGCAGUGUUGUUUUUGGUGAAUGUCAUUAAGAAUUGCUCAACAACUUUUGUGUCCGGAUUUUCACUUUGUGAAAUAUGCCAACCCUAAACAUCGAUGUAUGAAUCAAGAGUGUACAAGAGCUACUGUAGUACACGGCUAAGAGUGUGGAAAAUCCUGUGUUCAAAUUACACCGUAGUCAUGAACUCACCUUUAGCAAACCUCUGUCCUCAGAACCUCAGUCCCCCCCCCAAGAUAUGAAAAUAAUAUGCUGGCCCUUACAGGCUUUUCUUUGCUUUUUUUUACAGGCUGUAUAUGAAGGUUACAUUUUCAGGGACAAUCCCGGAUUUACAGAAACCAUCCCAGUUUCUGAUUUAAUCAUGGAAUAUCCUUCUUUUCCUUAGGACAUCCCUAUUUUCAUCAGAGAAAUGUUGGAGGGUAUAGAGUUAUGCAACCCCCCGAGCCAAGGAGAUAAGUACAGUAACUUUACAACCUUUAGAAGACAUCUGAAGGUAGCCCUUUAUAGGAAGCUUUUGAAUGUUUAAUAAUAAUAAUAAUAAUAAUACAUUUUAUUUGUACCCCGCCCUUCCCGGCUGGAGCUAGGCUCAGAGCGGCUAACAUCAUAUAAAUAAUACAAUAAUGUUUUAUUAUGUUUUUAUAUAUGUUGGAAGCUGCCCAGAGUGGCUGGGGAAACCCAGCCAGAUGGGCAGGGUAUUAUUAUUAUUAUUAUUAUUAUUAUUAUUAUUAAAUAGGAUGUCCCUAUUUUCAUCAGAGAAAUGUUGGAGGGUAUGGAUAAAGGUUAUCCAUCUGGGUGACCGAGGCUGAUUCAGUUCCCAAACCAGGUCUGAAUUGUAGUGGAUCUAAAGGUAAAGGUAAAGGGACCCCUGACCAUUAGGUCCAGUCGCAAACGACUCUGGGGUUGCGGCGCUCAUCUCGCUUUAUUGGCUGAGGGAGCUGGUGUACAGCUUCCGGGUCAUGUGGCCAGCAUGACUAAGCCGCUUCUGGCGAACCAGAGCAGCGCACGGAAACGCCAUUUACCUUCCUGCCGGAGUGGUACCUAUUUAUCUACUUGCACUUUGAUGUGCUUUUGAACUGCUAGGUUGGCAGGAGCUGGGACCAAGCAACGUGAGCUCACGGGAUUCAAACCGCCGACCUUCUGAUUGGCAAGCCCUAGGCUCUGUGGAUCUAGAUGGCACUUAUUUCUACCUUAGGUCUCACCAAUCCUAGUCCAAUCAGUACACCACACUAAUUCCUCCCAGUUUUGGUUGGGGAAUGCCUGCAGGUUCUACUUAAGUCACAGCACUGUGGGGGUCUGCAAAGCUGCAGAUGCCAAAGUGACCUCAUUAAUGUAUCAAUUAAAGGCACACAUUUAGCGGUUCCCAAUUUUGAGGUGUAAGACAUUAAACAUUAGAAAUAAGCCUGUCUGAAAUCAGCAGAACUUACUUCCUUGCCAGCCAUAUUUACAAUUGCAGCUUCAAGCUCCCUUCCAGCGAUAUAUGCAAGAGAAGAUUGUGUGCACCCGCAGGGUUGUAAGUGCGCCACAAAUCAGUGGCACCCAGGAAUUUGGUGGUGUGCACAGAAUUCUGACCACAAGCUUGGCAGCAAUUUUGCAAACUCCUGAGCUGCUUGCCUGAAGGCAGUUAACUCGUCUGAUCCAGUUCUGAAAGGUAGCUGGUCUUUAAAAGACUCACAGCAAAAUCAUAUACAGUAUACAUGGAUACUCAGAAGGAAGUCCCACUGAGUUCAAUGGAAUUUACUUGCAAGUAAGUGGAUCUAGGGCUGAUGCCUCAAACUCAUUUAGCACUGCAAGCCUCAAGGAAACUAACUGAUUCUGUGUUGCAGAAGCAUUUUUUUUGCUACAAGUUGAAAGCGAACAAAAGUAAAAUUUGCAGGUUCUUUUUCACGUUAUCAACAAAGUUUAUACAAUCUUUGAAGCUUUGUCCUUAUGGUGUGUUAUGGCAAAGGCUUCCAAUCUCUUGUUUUGUAUGCAGAUAAAAAUAUGUUUGUUUAUAUAACAACCCCACCCCAAAAAAAAAUCACUUUGGCAUUAAUUAGGCUUUUAGUUUUCCUCUCUAAAUUCUAUUUUAACCACAUUUGAUGGGUUUGUGUGUUUGUGUGUGUGUGUGGAUAGAUAGAUAGAUAGAUAGAUAGAUGAUAGAUAGAUAGAUGAUAGAUAGAUAGAUAGACAGAUAGAUAGAUAGAUGAUAGAUACGUAUUGAUAUGAUGGUGAUGAUGCACUAAAAGAUAUGUGUGUGUGUACAUAUACAUACUUACAUAUAUAUACAUAUAUAUAUGCUUUGUUUAGAGGCGUAAUAAAAAAAAUGGCCAUGUAAAUUGGAAAUUAGUUUUUGGGGUUUUUUAAUGCAAAAUGAAGCUGACAGGGCUCUUCUAUUACUGGGGUCUUAUUAGGGAAAAAAUUCUCUGACAUCUGUUUAUCCCCUGCAGCCAACCUUGUAUUCAGAAUACAGUAAUUGAUUCACCGCAGCCACCUGGGAUCUCACUGGCUCACUUUUUCCACGCCGCACUACGCAGGUAUCUCGGCAGCUAGCUCCGAAUGCACAUCUGCAUCGUUAUCUCCUGGUGAACUGUGACCCUAAACACUUUGGAGGCGCAGAUGAAAGUGCUUCCUCAACCCUCCAGUGCUAGGGGUAUAGGGAGUUCUGCAGCCUGGCAAUUCACCCAGGACGCCCAAUCAGAAUCAUCCCCUUUGAAGCCCUUCUCAGCUGGGAGACCAUGAAUGAUUCAUAGCUUCUCUUCUGCACAGACUAAAGGAAGGAAGAGCAAAGCUGGCGUCUAUUAUUCAGGACCGCAUCCUCAAUAAGCCUCCAUGUUCAGCAAAUUGCUACAACGUUUUCUGCUUAGUCCUCACCUGUACACAGCCUCUCCUUUUGUGCGCACCACCGCCUGCCCCCCCUUUCCACCAACCCCCUCCCCGUUUUAACAGAGAUAGGCUAAUUGUUCAAAAGGACGCUUUUACUCGCUGGCAAUACAACAAACGGAAAAUUAAGAGCAACUGUAAACUAAUUGGGGGCGGGGAAGCCGAUGCCAAGGAAGACCACAAGCUCUUUUGCUUUGAGAUGACGGGGAUAAUGACUUGGGCGUAUCGUAAUUUCCAUUUUAAAACCAAAGCUGUCAUGGAAGGAGGUGCGGUGCUUUUGCAUUCUUCCAGAAAUCUACUUUAGCUUUGAUUUUUCCAGCGGAUAUCUGCCUUCUCUGCUCUGCGUCUUCUUUUCCCCCCUUCCUUUUUCUUUUACAACAGCGCUGUACUUUCAGCUCUACAAAAACACUGGUGGCUGCAACAUCCUCCUUACUAAUGCAUAUCUGCAAUAUAUUCACCAAGGCCAUAAAAUGCAAAAAAGAAAAAGAAAAAAAAAGAGGUUUCAGGCCAGUGGUUCCCAAACUUUCUUCUAUCCCCACAGACCACUUGAAAAUUGCUGAGGGUCUUGGUGGGCCGCUUAAUUUUUUUCUCCUGCCUGUUGAAGCAAUUGCAUUGUGAGGCGCUAGAUGCUAGAUGGUUCUUUGAUUGUAUUUUGAUUCCUUCUUUUGUUUCUCAUCUGUUGUCUUUUGUUGCAUUCUGACCAAAUUCUGUAGAGCUUGAGUUGCAAUGCAGUAGAAUGCAAGGUGAGAAGCAGUGGAGGCCAUGGAAAAACAAUUAAAAAUAAAUAUGAAUAUGUAAUGUGAUAGACGUGGCACCUCCCAUCUUCAUGCACAAAUCCACGGGUAUUCCGGAGGACUGCCUGGAUGAAGCUCGCAAGCCAGUUUUGGAAACCUUCUUUUAUUUAUUUUUAUUUUUUUUAAAAAAAUUAUGAGAUAUUUAUUAAAGUUUCAAAAAUAAAAAAGAAGUUACAAUAGUAAUAAUAAGAACAAGAAAAAAGGGGGGAAAGAAUAAAAAAGAAAGAAGAGAAUACAAAAUACAAAAAAGUAAAACCAAUUAAAAACAAAUCAAUCUUUCCAUAUCUUGUCUUUCAUUCACUUGUUUCCCUGACCUCCUCACACCUCCCCUUUUUUGUAUUCCAGUUCAGUAAUUACUUUCAGUAGCAUUACUACUAAAAACCCCUUAGCUUCAUUCCAACAUCAUUCUAACAUUCAUUAAUUUUACAGUAUUUCUGUAGAUAGUCUUUAAAUUUCUUCCAGUCUUCUUCCACCGACUCUUCUCCCUGGUCUCGGAUUCUGCCAGUCAUUUCCGCCAGUUCCAUAUAGUCCAUCACCUUCAUCUGCCAUUCUUCCAGGGUAGGUAGAUCUUGUGUCUUCCAGUACUUUGCAAUAAGAAUGCUUGCUGCUGUUGUAGCAUACAUAAAGAAAGUUCUAUCCUUCUUUGGCACCAGUUGGCCGACUAUGCCCAGGAGAAAGGCCUCUGGUUUCUUCAGGAAGGUAUAUUUAAAUACCUUUUUCAUUUCAUUAUAGAUCAUCUCCCAGAAAGCCUUGGAAACCUUCUUUUAGGCCAAGUUUGCAAAGACUCUGCCUGUAAGUGGCCAUAAGCAAUCAUUACAAGGUGGGCCUCAAUUAUUAUCCCCCUAAUGCAGAUAGGUGGAGCAAAGACUGGCAACAGUAGCUCACCUAAGGCCAUCUAGGUGAGAGUUGAACUGGAGAUGUCCUAAGUCACAGUCAGAGGGAGAUUUAGGGCAGUCAAGCCUAGGGGGCAUCACAAUUAUGAUGCAGUGAAUUGAGCAGAACAGAAGGAGAAGGCAGGAGCACUGACUUUCAGCCUCACACAGGGCUCCGCUGAAAUUUGAAAGACCCAAAUCCUCCCCUGUCACAGUUCGGACUCUUGGUUCCUGUACACAGCAAGUUGUGUCAGAUCCGGCACAGCAUAAGAUGUAAAAAGGAUAUACCGUAUUUUUCGCUCUAUAGGACGCACCCGACCAUAGGACGCACCUAGUUUUAGAGGGGGAGAACAAGUAAAAAAAAUUCUCUCCCUCUCUGAGCAGUGCCCCUUCAGCGAAGCGGCAGGAGAAAUGGAGCCCCUUCCAUUUCUCCUCCCGCUUCGCUGAAGGGGCGCUGCGCAGAGAGGGAAAGCUGUGCAGCGCCUCUCCAGCGAAGCGAAGCCAGGAGAGCAAGAGGGAUCGGUGCACACCGAUCCCUUUUGCUCUCCUGGCUUCAGCGAAAGCAACCCGAAGCCUCUGGAGCGCAGGGGGAACACUCCCUCUGCCCUUCGGAGGCUUUGCGUUGCUUUCGCUGAAGCCAUGGAACCUGCAUUCACUCCAUAAGACACACACAUUUCCCCUUAAUUUUUGGAGGAGAAAAAGUGUGUCUUAUAGAGCAAAAAACACAGUAAUGGGUGGGGAGAGGAAAGUACAGAAUACAGAAGCUAAAAUACACACAUGCAUCAUUUUAUUUGUAGGUGGCCUUUGUACAGCUAAAACCAUGCUCAAGGCCAUAGGUACCAACUCCCUGGGGCCCUGGGUGCCCGAGCACCCACAAAAUUCCCCAUGAAGCGGCUGGGCAGCCACAAAUUUCAGUGCCAUGCACACUGCAUGGCACCCACGGCCCCGGCUACCCAUGGUCCCAGGGCCAAGCUAGCACUCCUCUCAAGGCAGCCUACAAAAUUAUAUAUAUAUAUAUAUAUAUAUAUAUAUAUAUAUAUAUAUAUAUAUAUAUAUAUAUAUAUAUAUAAAAUUGCAAACAUAAGUAGUCAUAAAUAUUUUUUUAAAAAAACCAAAAGGUAUACAACCAAAUUGAAACAUUUUCCACAUAGAUCAUAACAUCUAAAAUCAAAUACUGUACAAAAAGUUAAUAUCUUUAACAACAAACAGCAACAACAACAACAACAACAGCAACAACAAAUCCCCCUAAACAAUACCCCAGCCCAAGAGUCUGUUCAGCAGCCUCAGCUUAUGUAGCUGGAGUCAGUCAGGGGCCUGCCCUUCCAAGUUAGAUGGGAAAAGGCCUUCAAGGCAGGGAGCAGCUUUUCCAGGACUCACAAUGCCUUUCAGCUUCUCUUCAAUACAGUGGUACCUCGGGUUAAGAACUUAAUUCAUUCUGGAGGUCCAUUCUUAACCUGAAACUGUUCUUAACCUGAGGUACCACUUUAGCACAAUUUCUGUUCUCAUCCUGAAGUAAAGUUUGUUAACGGAGAAAUCUGAGGGCUCCCUUGUACAAGGAAAACAAGGACACCAGCCAGGAAUACCAGAGCAAACAGCAGCCAGUAGGCUUGGUCUUUAUUGAAGACUGUCGCGAGAGGACUCCAACCUCCUACCAGGUGAAACAAGAUGGAAAGAGAACCAAAACUUUUAGCUUUAGCUGCUAAUCCCCAUGCUACAAUCCCCCAAACUACAUCACUAAUACACCAUGGUUACAUCAUGAAAAGGGAGGUCUGGUGGCAGUAAUCUGAGCAUCCUGGAUCCUGCCCCAUGCCUCGCCUUGCCCUCCAUCAAACACCCAUUAUGUGUAACAAAAGAGAUAUUUACAUUUCCCUGCUUCCCAGCCAAGUUAAUCACACCCUUUUGUCUUCAUCUGGGUUUGUUAUUUCUGGAAUGGCUACCUGUCUGGCACUCAGGUAUCAGGAUGCCAGGUAUUAUCACUCAGGCAGAGGGGCUGCGGAGUAGCUGAGCUGACAUGUCUAUAUGAAUUUCUGAAGGUUUCCCAGUGAGACAGUACCCAGAUAUAUUUGUCAGUGAAUUGUUACAUUUGGUAUUGUGCAGCAGAGGCCCUUCGAAUAGAUAGGAAGAAACUGUGGUGAAGUGUUUUGUGGGGACAAAUCACAAAAGUCACAAAAGGGAUUUGCUGAUUUUGGUAGUGGGCUGCAUGUGCAUGAUAUCUGCUGGAGGGGCAACCCCCCCCCCAACCUAUACAUAAAUCCCUGCAACAAGUUCUUAACCCAAGGUACUAUUUCUGGGUUAGCAGAGUCUGUAACCUGAAGUGUCUGUAAACCGAGGUACCACUGUAUAAGGGAAAGGAUACGGAAGGCUUUUUAGUACACCAGUGGGCAUGGAGUUGGUCAAGCAAAGAUAUGCUGGAGGUUAAUAAAAUUAUGAAAGAGACAGAGAGCCUUUUCUUCCCUCCUCCUCUCAUAAUUCUGAAACUCAGAGCCUUCCAGUGAUGUUGUCUAGCGGGAGCUUGAGGGCAAACAAGAGGAAGUUCUUUACAAACACAUAAUUAACUUAUGACAAUUUGCACAAGACGUGCCAUUGACUUAAAUAGCUUUAAACAUGUAAAAGACAAAUUCAUGGGAAAAUCAGCCCGUCAACAGCUAUUAGGCACAGUAAACAGAGUCAGUGGCAGUAUAUACCCCUGAGCACCAGCUUCUGGAGGUAGAGGGUGGAGAAGAUGGAAUUGGGGUGGCCACUCACAGACCCUCCAAGUCUUCCUAUUUUCCAGGGAUGUCCCUGAUUUAGAGAAGCCAUCCCAGUUUAGGAUUUGAUCUCAGAAUGUCUCACUUUUCCUUAGGAUGUCCCUGUUUUCAUCAGAGAAAUAUUGGAAGGUAUAGAGUUAUCCAACCCCUGAGCCGUCUGAAGGCAACUCUGUAUAGGAAAGUUUUUUAGUGUUUAAUGUUUUAUUAUGUUUUUAUAUAUGUUGAGAGCUGCUCAGAGUGGCUGGGACAACCCAGUAAGAUGUGUGGGGUAUAAAUAGUAAAAUUAUCAUUAUAGAAUGGGACGUCCCUAUUUUCAUUGGAGAAAUGUUGGAGGGUAUAGACUCUUUUCAAAGUGCUGCUUGUGAACCUCAAGGCGCUUCUGGUCGGUUGCUUUUGGAGAGGAUGACCCAUGAGUUAAUCAAACAAGGCAGUUUUCCCUUAAUGUUUUUAUUUUAUUUAUCUCUGUGUUACAUUUAUAUCCCACUCAUGCACCGUGGUUUGUAGCCUCAUGUUCACAAGUCAUGCUGCAAAUUCAGAUAUAAUCCUUUUCAUUACUCGAGGAUUCCGCCACCCACCAUUUGUUCACCGUGUGACUUCAUCAGAAGUUUUUAAGCAGAGUGUAGCCCACUUAUGGGGGAUGCUGGACCAGCAGAUUUCAGCCGGGGGUCAGGCUAGAUGGCCCUUGCAGUACAUCUAUGCUUCCAUCAUUUUUUUUUAUGAUCACUACUGAAGACCAUGGAAAUAACCAUUUUUAGUGUUUGCAAAUACAGCGGUACCUCGGGUUACAUACGCUUCAGGUUACAGAUGCUUCAGGUUACAGACUCCGCUAACCCAGAAAUAGUGCUUCGGGUUAAGAACUUUGCUUCAGGAUGAGAACAGAAAUUGUGCUGCGGCGGCACGGCAGCAGCAGGAGGCCCCAUUAGCUAAAGUGGUGCUUCAGGUUAAGAACAGUUUCAGGUUAAGAACAGACCUGCGGAACGAAUUAAGUACUUAUCCCGAGGUACCACUGUAACUUAUUAAUGUUCUUCAGUGUUGCAGUUUGCAUGCCCAAACCUAAUGUAUUAUUUAGAAUCAUAGAAUUGUAAAGUUGGAAGGGACCCUGAGGAUCAGCUAGUCCAGGGCUGUCCAACAGGUCGAUCACAACCUACUUGUCGAUCGCAGAACCCUACCCCCCCCCAAAAAAACACCUUUGUCAGCUCAACAACUUUGAUGAAGCUUUCCCCCCAAAAGAUCAACAUCUCUGGUCAAUCCAAUAGGUAGAUCACUGCCAGAUUUUUUUAUAGUGGUUGUAGUCACAGUCUCUUGGAAGUUGGACAGCCCUGAAUUCUAGUCCAAGACUCUGUGAUGCAGGAAUAUGCAGCCAUCCCAUACAAAGAUCAAAUCUGCAACCUUGACGUUAUCAGCACCACGCUCUCACCAGCCUAGCUAUCCAGCUCUCCACAGUAAGAGAUUUUUAUGCCCACAAUCCAAGUAUUCAUUCAUAAUUAAACAUAUAUUUUGGGGGGGACAAGGAGAGCACGUGAUAGAAUUGUAUCGGGUAUUAUCUCCGACCUAACCAGGAAACAGCGAUAUCUGCUUUUGGAACAUUUUUUUUAUAUUCUUGAGUCAAGUGCAAGGACGGCCACUUCUUAUAAAGGUAAGGAACACUUCAUGCAACACCAUUUUAGGUGUGUUCCUGUGAUGUUUUCGGAGUAGAAAUAGAAAAGCAAUGUGUGAAUGCUGCCAAUGUACUAACAAAGCACCAUUCAGGGGCACUCAGUAGGGAGCCAGAAUUGACCGCAGCUCCCUUUUGAGGGUACACUGGGUAGAAAUCAAGUUUUGCUGCCGUGUAAUGUGUGCAACACCACCAAUGAAUACUUUGAUACUUGGGAUAUGUAACAUCAGCGACAUGCCCUCUAUGUCGAACAUGCAAUAGCAUUUUCAAGUCAUCUUUUUGUAACUAAUUCACACAGGUAAAAAAGCAUAAAGGACUCCUGGACGGUUGAGUCCAGUCAAAGGCGACUAUGGGGUUGCGGCACUCACCUCACUAUCAGGCCAAGGGAGCCGGCGUUUGGUGUGCUUUUGAACUGCUAGGUUGGCAGGAGCUGGGACAUAACAACGGGAGCUCACCCUGUUGCGGGGAUUUGACCCGCCGACCUUCUGAUCAGCACGCCCAAGAGGCUCAGUGGUUUAGACCACAGAACCACACUCAUUCCACACAGCAGGGUGGGGGAAGCUAAACUCCACAAUAUUUCAGUGAUACCAUAUUUUCCCACUACAGUGGUACCUCAGGUUACAUACGCUUCAGGUUACAUACACUUCAGGUUACAGAGUCCGCUAACCCAGAAAUAGUACCUCGGGUUAAGAACUUUGCUUCAGGAUGAGAACAGAAAUCGUGCUUCGGUGGCACAGCGGCAGCAGGAGGCCCCAUUAGCUAAAGUGGUGCUUCAGGUUAAGAACAGUUUCAGGUUAAGAACAGACCUCCAGAACGAAUUAAGUACUUAACCCGAGGUACCACUGUAUUCAAAAUGGCUUUUUGUGUUGGGGGUGGGGGGAAGAUACAGUUGUCUAGCAUGCUUGCCUUCCCAUCUGCCCCAGGAGCAGUUUGUCAUGCAGACUGAAGUGUGGUUUCACAGCCAUUAUAGGCACCAAAGACAAGCGUCACAACUUGCCUCUUCCCAUGUUCUGACACUUAUCCCAGUGUUGAGCUUCUAAAGUGGACACUUGCCCACACUAGCCAGACCCAAGACAACCACUUCCAGCCCAGGAGCUUCAUUCCUUUAUGAACAGUCUUUUGUGGGCUUCAUGCCGGGGUAAGGAAGGUCAGAGGCAAAAAUGGCAUGGUUCAAGGACAAAAUUCUGGCCAAGCAAAAGCCGUGGAGGAGAGUGUAGAGGAGGACCAGUGAGGCCUAAGGAAAGCGGGGGAUGUAGGGCAAGUCUCAAGGGCCAUAGAGAGGGCUGGAGGGCCACAUUCAUACACGAGACUUGAGAUGCCUUGCCCCCGACAUAUAAAGCGGACCCCUGACCAUUAGGUCCAGUCGUGGCCGACUCUGGGGUUGCGGCACUCAUCUCCCUUUAUUGGCCGAGGGAGCCAGCAUACAGCUUCUGGGUCAUGUGGCCAGCAUGACUAAGCAGCUUCUGGCGAACCAGAACAGCGCAUGGAAAUGCCGUUUACCUUCCCGCCGGAGUGGUACCUAUUUAUCUACUUGCACUUUGACGUGCUUUCGAGCUUUCAUAUAAUCAAUUGUCCCGUCACAUCAGCCAUUGCACUUUCCAGUAAGGAUGGAAGGAUCAGCUUCACUUCUCUCAGUUACUUAUUUUUCCAGACUUAAUUUCAGUUCUCCAUAUUUCUACAGCAAUUAGUGGGCUUCCUGCACCUCAUGAAACUUAAUCAGCAUCUUAGUGCACAUUUAUUCUAUUAAACACAUUUUUAAUGUCAUUUUCACAAAAUGUGCACCUUUUGCAAGCUGUCUCCACUAACAUCAUGCAAUUUUUGUUUGUUCUUUUCACCAAUGUUUGAAUGUCUAUGAACACUUCCCCCUCAUGUAUGUGUUUUUGUAAGCAUCGGUUGGAGAACUGCCUAGCCAAAUUUGGAAAUGUGAAUGUUGUAGGGUGGCCGGUUCUCAUACUGUUUCAGAGUUCACCUUUAAAAGUGAAUUGAAUCAAGUUUCUCCUCCGUCUCUAAUUUCCAAAGGAGACAGUUCACACAUUCAUCUGCCAGGAAACGAGUGUAGAGAAGUUGAGUGAUGUCUAUGCAAGUCUUCAACACACCCAACUUCAGAAGGGCUUACUGCUGUUGAAAUUGUCAAAGGAUUUCUUCAGACUUUGCCUUGCGACUGGUCAUAGAAUCGUAGAGUUGAAAGGGACCACUAAGGGCCAUCUAGUCCAACCCCCUGAAAUGCAGGAAUCUCAGCUAAAGCAUCCAUGGCAGAUGGCCAUCCUACCUCUGCUUAAAAACCUCCAAGGAAGGAGGAAGGAGAGUCAAUUUCUACUCCCUCAGAGAUCCCAGUAAACCCUUAUUUUCUCCUUUCCUUCUCUUAGCCUUUAUAAAGAUUUGUGUGCUCAGUUUCCCCUUUAUGCUAAAUGUGCCCAUUACCUCUAAAUCCCAAUGAAUAAAACAAAAACUGAAUAUUCUUAGAAAAGCAUGCAGAUGGUUUGAGCUGAGACCUUCUUUUUUUUAAUGGGAGGCUUAUUUUAUUGAGGGGGGGAACAAUAAAUAGGAAAAUUAGAAGCCGGUAAUAGAGCCAUAAUGAUGGCAAAGAUUUGCAGAUAUUGAAUACGCAUAAAAGGCUUCAUAAAUAAAACAAAAGGUGCAUAUCCUUUUGGAACUGUGCGCAUGGUUGAGAUGUGGAAAUCAUACCAUGUUCACGACCUUGGAGGGAGCCUUAAACUUUGACAUAAUUAUAGAUGCGCACCUUUCCAACUUGUCAGUCUAGCCUUUCCCUGAGGAUUGUGCUUUUCUCAGAUUCCUAGAAGAGUACAGAAGUCGAUAUCCAAAGAUCUUCAACAGAAUACACAGAUGAGUUUCACACUUGCGGACGAUCAAUUAUCUGGAAGGGGGGAGGUAACUCCAAUGGCCUGCCUCUAUUCUUUUAGUCAAAGGGAGAACUAGGUUAGAUACUUCCUGGGCAAAUUUUAAUUACUAGCGACUAAUUCCAUAUCUGAAGAAUUCAACAGAAAAUAUCAACAAUGCCAUGUUUAAAUAUUAUAUAUUAGCCCAUGUAGUAAAAGUGAGUUUUUGUGUUUGUGUGUUUAUUUUUACUACGCAUGUACAAUAACAAUUCAUUAAUUGCAGUUGACUGGGCAGACCUCUAAAAUGAAAUCUGGCUUUCAUCACUCCUCUUGUUUGUUUGUUCUUGAAGAUCUUUGCACCAGCCAGGAGGCUGAUGCUGAAUGAAGGAAUAACUUUUAGGAUAGGUGAAGAUGUCAAUUUUGGUUUCUCUCAGUUUCUAAUGUUUCCAGUUUAAAGUUCAGUUCUUGACAUUUCCACCUUGUUUUGUGAUUUAUUUGUAAGUCCUCGUGAAAAUUCAUUACCAUUUUAGGGCAAAUUUCUCCUAAUAUAUACAUUUUUUUUGUAUGCCAUUUUGCCAAAUACUUUUGCAAAGCAUUUCUCCGUACUAUAAUGCAUUUUUUCAUGUAAUUUUCACUAGCAUGUGCUUUUGUAGGUAUGCUGUUCCCUAGCAGAUGAAUUUUUGUAUGUUUUGCUUGUCCAGAAUGCAGAUGACUUUGUUUCAGAUCACAACUUGUUUCAAAAAGUGUGAAUUGGGUGGGUUUGCCUUGAAAUGCGAACCAACCCAAGGUUCUCCCCAUCUCUGGUGACUCUAAAACUACAGCCAAAAUUGUGACCUGGUGCAAUGUAAAAACUAAGAAUGCAAUGUGAUCCUUGGCAAGGGCUAUCAAUGCAUCUACAAAACCCUGCUGUCCAUGCCAGCUGGGGCAGAUAAACAAUUGCACAAGCGUGGAGCGAUCACAUGAUGACGGAGGGUAGGGCUGGCUCAAGAUCCAGUAGAUCUCCACAUUCCUCAGUCUUGUCCUACCUCUGACAAGACUCCCGCGAGCAGCAGAGCCGCCUGCAGUUUUGACAGGGAGUUCUGUGCUGAUGUAAUGGUGCUGACAUCACUUUGCAGGCAGAAUCCAACAGGCUGUGCUGAGAGAAACCUCCACCCCAUGCACCCCCCACCUGAAGCCCAGCACAAAAGGGUUUGUAUUGCAGCCUAAGACAACAAGCUCAAGACCAUCAAAUUUCAGGGUCAAGUGUCACCUCAGCAAUGUCAACAAGUAAGCAGAUCUCUUAUGUCUUAGCAGGCAGCGGCGGAGCAAGCCAAUCGGGUGCCUUGCGCCCAGAGGCGUGGCUAGCUGCCCACAGGAUGGGGCCAGCUGGGGCAGGACACUCCAUGGGGCCUCUGAGGAGUCUGCCUGCCUCCUCCCACUCAGCUGCCCUACUGCUGAGGGGGAGGUGGUGGGCGGACCGUUUGGGGCAACGUGGAGCCGGCAGGCGCCCAAGCCACCACAUCACUCCCAGGAGAGACGCAUGGCUUGGGCACGCUGCAGGCCCCACGGUGAGUGCCGCACGGCAUUUUGUCACCCCCCUCAGUCGUGACACCCGGGGCAGACCACCCCCACCACACACCCCUUCCUCCACCCCUGUUAGCAGGGCUUUUGUUCAGCCGGAACGCUCCAGAACUCCAUUCCAGCACCUCUCAGGUGGACGCCAUUGCCAUUAAAAGGGCAAGAGAGGCGUUCAUGGUGAGUUCUGGCACCUCUUUUUCUUGAAAAAUAGCCCUGUGUCUUAGCCUCCAUUCCCAUUCCGUUGCCCAUCUGUAAUGCGGGUAUAACAUUAUAUGAGUGUUUUAACAUUUUCGAAACAUUUUGAGUGAUUUGUAAGAGAACAUUAUUCACAGUCAUUUAUUUGUUCAUUUCGUAGGCCACUCCAAAAAUGGGGGCGCUGGUCGGCAGCAAGUAAAUAAUUUAAAGAAAUAAUACGGGCACCGUAAGGAUUGUUAAGAAAAGGUGUGUGAAAUGCUUUGUGGAUUUGAGAUCUGCUCUGCUAAUGCGCGGUUUGUCAAGCAACUUGCCUCGUCCUCAUUGAGCAACUCAUAAAUACCCUCUUCAGUAAAGCCUUUCCUGAACCACCGGAUACCUCCAUAACUCAAGUGGAAAACCCAGGGGUCAUUAUUAGAGGAUAAGGUUGUGUAAAAAGUCUAGGAAACUCGAACCAAGAAACUUUUCCUCCCCAAAACUCAUUUGAAAGUUGUGGAGGCUUGCUAAACCGGAAAGGGCUCAUCAUAUCAGAUAUAACUCAAAUCCAUCCAACUUGUCCUUUGUUGUGGUGUAUUUAGUUGGAUACGGUAAGUUCUGAAACUUGGACCACCUGAGGCUGGAAGAUAUUAGAUUUUGGAAGCAUCAAAAAGUUUUCAAGAUCGGUUUACUUUUGUGCAGAGAAUCUGAGAAUGCCUGAGGCUUGGACAAUAUGAGCUGUUUAACUAAAAGUUUUAAUUCGAAUAUAUCAUUCAGUUAUGACCAGCUUAAAGGCACAGGCGUGCUAAAACCUUUUUCAUUUAAUAUAACAGCUAAUCUAAGACUUUUAUACUAAAUUACAGGUUCGUCUUAAAUACCCUGCAGCACAUGAAUACAUAUGUAUGGCUCCAUGUCAUGGUAAGUUGUUGGAGUUUUUUGAACAUGCAUAAAAUUAUUUAAAGCACUUGUUUAUUUAUUUGGCUGAUUUAUUUAUUUGUCUGAAACAUUUAUAGGCUGCCUCUUCAUCGAAGAGCUUCGAGGCAGCUUACAACACUUUUUUUAAAAAAAAUCAAUUUAAAAGUAUUAACAAUAUAAAAGCAGCCAUGAGGAAAUGCUAAUGCAGACAAAAUAAAAUUUCAGGUGCAGUAAAUAAAACAAGUUCCCUUCAAAAGUUUAUCAAAAAGACCACAUUUUAGCUGCUAUCCCAGGAACUAAAGUCUAAAAGAUUUUGCCUUUUGAUUCACCUGCUGAACAGCAGGAUCAGUUUAUGCACAGUGAUGAUUGAUUGAUUGAUUGAUUGAUUGAUUGACUGCGGAAAUGGAUAAAAGCCCCCCAUCCAAACAAUGACUAUCAUCAGUGCAGGUAAGGAGGGGAAAGUAAUUUUAAUUUGUAUCAUCUACAAUACUGUCUUAUUUAUUUUAUAGUACAGUACAUUGACUAUUGCUUUCAUUUUAUGGAUCAAUGGUCUCAUUAAAUAGUAAAAUUCAUGUGAAAUGGCUGUUUCAGGGGUUGUUUUUAGAAGUCUGGAACAGAUUAAUCCGUUUUGCAUUACUUUCUGUGGGAAAGCGUGCCUUGGAACAGACUCCUGGAACGAAUUGUGUUUGAGAACCAAGGUACCACUGUACCUCACAUCAGUUGACAGUCCACCACCUGUACUAGGAACUGAAUGUAGGAUCUGAACACCCUUCAAAGGCAGCCUCCUCUACAAUCCACUGCAGUAACCUAACAUGGAUGAAAUAUGGGCAUGAAGGAUCAUGGCCCAUUUUCUGUGUCCAGUUUCUCUGGGUAAGAAUACAUCCAAUACACAUCCAAACCUGCUGAGCAGAGCUCCUAGAUGCCACCAUCUGAGCAUCUUGGAGAACAACCAGAUCCAGCGUCACUUCCAAGCUUCGUUCCUGGGUCUUCACGGAGAGUGCGACUCUAUGUAAGUCGAACAGGUAACACCUACAGCCAGAUCACCAGAACAACUGACAGCAGCUUUGUCUUGUCUUGAUUGUAUCUCUGCUUGUUUGCCUACAUCCAGUUCGCCAUCAAUCCCAGAUACCAGUUCAGAAGCAGAUGAAAAUGAGAAAAACAGAUGGCACUGCAGCUCAAAUCUCCAGACGACUUCACCAUUUCAUGUAAAUAUUAAACAACUUAGCAAUCUAUAUACGGUUAAGGGGACAUUAAGGGUGAGUUUCUACAAGCAAUUUUUUAAUGGAAUUAGACCACAACCUUACCCGUCCCUGUAAUUCGUCCCUGAGUAUAAAUGUUCCCCCAAGUGGUAAAACCAUAUAAAAUGAAUCAAUUGAUUUAUUGCCCUGUAGAAAAUGUAUUUAAUUUUAAUUUAUUUAAAGCAUUUUUCCAAGCUCAUGUUAAAAAAAAAAAAAAGCCGACCAUGGUAGCUUGAAAAUGUCAAUAGUAAGAGUGUCCUCGCCUUGCCUUCAGGCUUACAAUCCGAAUGACGCAAAUCGAAAUGAAGGGAAAGGGGCUGGGAGUUAGGACUGAAGCCACAGUAUGUGUUUUUCUCCCGCUCUGUGCAAUGUAAUGAUUUCAGGGAAUGGGUAAGUCAUUCCCUGGGUGGUUGGGUGUACACACAAACACACACAAACACACCUUUCUGUGCUACCCACAAUUUCUGACUGGUUUUUGUAGCCAGUCUUUAUUUGUAGUCAUCUCUCCUGCAAAUCGUCUGCCACACAUACAGGAUUCAAGUGAGGGCAGAAACCAAUCUCUUACUUUGCACCAAAUUAGAGGGAACACUCCGAAGCAUGUUGGGGGGAGAGUCCCCUUCUAUUAUUAAUUAACCAAUUAAUUUGAUGUACACCCCACCCUUUCUCCUAAAGGAGUCCAGGGCAGAAAACCCAACAGUAGUUAAAAAAGAAAAGUUUUUAAAGCAUUCUACAAUAGUUAAAAGUGGGACGCGGGUGGCAUUGUGCGUAAAACCUCAGCACCUAGGACUUGCCGAUCGCAUGGUUGGCGGUUCGAAUCCCCGCGGCGGCGUGAGCUCCCGUCGUUCGGUCCCAGCUCCUGCCCACCUAGCAGUUCGAAAGCACCCCUAAGUGCAAGUAGAUAAAUAGGUACCGCUUUAUUGCGGGAAGGUAAACGGCGUUUCCGUGUGCUGCGCUGGUGCUGGCUCGCCAGAGCAGCUUCGUCACGCUGGCCAUGUGACCCGGAAGUGUGUCCAGACAGCGCUGGCCCCUGGCCUCUUAAGUGAGAUGGGCGCACAACUCUAGAGUCGGACACAACUGGCCCGUACGGGCAAGGGUACCUUUACCUUUUUACAAUAGUUAAAAGCAUUCUCUCGGCAAUGAUUUCCAGGUUGCAGGAACAGUAUCUUUCAGCCACCAAAUGCCCAGGAAUGUUUUUAGCUUCCUCCUGAAAGUCACUGAUGAAGGGAGUCAGAUCACCUCACCAGGGAGUGCAUUCUGCCACUGAGAAGGCCACGUUGUGGACCAAAGGUCAACUGGGAAGCCUUCAGUGGUGGCAACACCAACAAACAUUCACAUGCCAAUGAUAGAGUCUGAGACAGUUGAUAUCGGGGAAGUGUUUAUCCACAAAUGUGGUCAACGGGAAGCAGGCACGGCAGCUCUACAGGGCGGUGGUGUCAUCAACCCACUCAAUAUUCCUUAGCAGGGGGUUCAGACCCCCUCCUUAUUGAGGGGGCAGAGGAGGCCAAAUAGCUGAGCCGAGCAUGGUGCAGGCUCCUUCUGAACAUGAGAGAAGGAGCCGCAGCUAUUGAAGCCGGGCAAGGCCUCCUCCCGAUGACUCCUGAUGCCUCCUCCUGAAGCCACAUGUAAGACACAUGUCACAUACAUGACGCCACAGGCAUUUGACGUGCCACUCUUGAAGGUGGUACCUCUAACAGGAAGAGUUUUCUAGACACUCCUGGAAAGUAGGAGAGCAUUUUUGAGGGUGCUGGUGAUGCCACGUUAUGAACAAUGCGUUGUUCCUCUCACACUAACUGCUCUCAUUACCUCAGGCCUGAAACCACAUAAAGAAUGUGGUAGUUGUACAUCUUAGUUGCAGCUACACAAGCAUAGAUUGUAUCAUUUAAUGUCACUGUUAACAAACAAACAAGAAAGCUAAUUAAGCAUUCUGAGUCACUUGCCUCAUAAUUAUUUUGUCAUUUAUUGGACUUCCUGUAGACACAAAACAAUUUCUACCCUAUAUGCACAUUUAAUCCUAUUGAUCAAAACAUCAUGUAGGGAGUGAUUGUACUUAGAAUUCCAUAUUAAAGGCAGCAGUUUUAAUAACCUGUCAGAUUUGCUGGAAGAAAUACAGAUUUUGAACGAGCUAUUGAGUUUCAGCAAAUACCAGUAGGAGAUUUCUUAAGAAAAUCAAUUACGGUAAGGUUUAAAAUACUUGACAAAUAGACAAGUAAUUCCAGGUCUAAUGUUGUCUAAAUUAAAAUUUUCCAAUGUAUCUAUUAACAAGUACAUGCUAAAGUCCAUUGUUUAGUCUGACUUCGGGGGAGAUCCUAUGUAAUAUGACCAGCCAUCAGAAUUGCAUGUUCUCCUAAGAGCUGCUUCAUGCAUCACAAGUUUAGCAGCACAUGUAAAUGUGGUGGAGAGCUACACCAAGUCCACCUCACAGACAUGCUCAUCCCAAGAAAACUACAUGUGAGUCCCAUGGUGAAUAAUGGGAGCUUAAGUUAACUGUAACAAGCUCAUCGCAUUGAUUUCAAUGAGACUUAAAUUUAGCUCACUCUGGACAGUAGACGAUGGUCCUCAUCCAACAGUAGAUGUGCUUGUAUGUAAGGUAAAAAAAGGUAAAGGACCCUUAGAAAAUUAAGUUCAGUCAAAGGCAACUAUGGGGUUGCAUUGCUCAUCUCGCUUUCAGGUCGAGAGAGCCGGCAUUUGUCCACAGACAGCUUUCCCGGUCAUGUGGCUAGCAUGACUAAGCCACUUCUGGUGCAUCGGAAAACCAUGUUGAAAGCCAGAGAGCAUAGAAAUGCCGCCUACCUUCCCACCACAGUGGUACCUGUUUAUCUACUUGCACUGGCGUGCUUUCCAAUUGCUAGGUUGGCAGGAGCUGGGACAGAACAAUGGGAGCUCACUCUGUCGUGGGGAUUCAAACCGCCAACCUUCCGAUCGGCAAGCCCAAGAGGGUCAGUGGUUUAGACCACAAUGCCACCCACGUCUAGCUUGUAUGUGUAUAACCCCUGCAAAACCCCUGAUCAUAAAGAUGGAGGAAUGAGCCUUGUCCUUUCUCUCCCCUUCCCAAACAAAUAUCUGGUCUGACCAACCCUGUGCACACAUAUGGUUCCAGCUGCUGAAUUGGACCAGGAACGACCGUAUUUUUCUCUCUAUAACACUCACAUUUUUUCUCCUAAAAAGUAAGGGGAAUGUCUGUGCAUGUUAUUAAGCGAAUGUGUGGUCCCUGGAGCCGACUGGCCCGAGUGCAGAGGCAAAAAUCAGGCAAAAAUCAGAUCGUGCGCUGCAGAGAAGAGGCUGCUGCUUUCCUGCAUUCUGCCUCAGGGUCUUAUUGCCCACCCUCUUCUGUUUUAGGUUGCUUUGUUUACAAAGUUGUAAAAGCUGUUUUCAGUUGCUGUGGUUACAAAGCACAGAUCCACAUGGAUUCUCAAUUUUUGCAUUGGCCUACCCCAAACUCACCGUCAAAUCACAUGUCUGUGGCCACAGCAUGAAGCACCAAAAUGAUACAUCCACUGUUUCAUUCAGAAUUUUUUUUCUUGUUUUCCUCCUCUAAAAACUAUGUGCAUGUUAUGGUCAGGUGCAUGUUAUAGAGCGAAAAAUACGGUAUGUUUGCAGCGCUUGUCAAUGUACACAGAUCUUGAGGCAUAUGGGCCCCUAGCUGGAUGCAGGCAGCUAUGUUUUUAUGGGCACACAUACAAAGUUUUUGUUGCACAUGUGCAAAGCUGCUCUUACGUUACAGAAGGAUUUGAUUCAUAUUUCGCAGCAGCUCAACCAUAGACCAGUGAAGAGAAACAUGUAAUGCACUUUUAAUAAAAUAUGAAAUUGCCUAUUAAAAAUUUCAAAAUGGCUUCUCCAUAUCUGAGAUUAUUUAUGGCAGAAAUAAAAGAAAACUCUCAAAAUGUGUUGUAAUUUAAUAUUCCACUAUAUUUGUAUGUAAAAUAGCAAAUGGAGAACACACACUUAGGCUUCUAUAGCUGACAUUUAUUAUCUAUACAUCAUUCUGUAAUUUAGAAACAUGAAUCUCAGUAAUUUUCUAGUCAUUCAGUGCAACAGUUUCCAUUUUAUAUUUAUCCUGCUCAAUUAAAAGGAUUCCAAGUGUUAAGAGAUUGUAGUUUGGGCUUGUGAUUUUCCUUCUACUGUUCUAAAAAUACAUAUUUGGCUAUAAAGAGCGCUAUUAUUCUGUGACAAUACUGUAUUAUUUCAGAUCAGUGGCCCAUCUGUUCCAGUUUUUUUGAGUGAUCUCAAAAAAGGCUCCAAUGACAUUUUUUCCAGUUUUUCAGCUCAAAAAUUCAACUAAGUUUUACUUAGAUCAGAGCCGUUGAAAUUAAUGAACAUGACUUAGAUAGGUCCAUUAAUUUCAAUAGAUCUAUUCUGAGUAAAAUUUAGGUGAGUGCUACCCAGUGACCUCUUGAAAAACACUAUGACUUGGCUCUGUGGAAGCAAAAGCAUUGAGUGGAAAGUACGUCUACUCACACAAAAGAAGUUCCCAUUUAUGCUCAUUUCUGCUCACACACAGGAGGUCUUCAAUAUAUAUUUUAAUCACAUGUCAUAUUCCACAUCAUUCUGGGAGAUCCACAGACACUCAGGAGCCACUUUUGAUGGGGCACAAGGUGCUGAGGAAGGAAGUGGCUGGCAGGAAAGUCCCCUUACUUUGGGUCUAAAGCUAUUUAAAAUAAAUGCUUAGGUUUUUCAAAAUCUAAUUUGCCAUCAUUGUUUCUUUGGGCAGUGGAAUAGCAUGGUGAAUGAGAUGACUUGAUGAAACUACAUAGCCAAUACUAUGAUCCCAACCUCGGACAACGUGGUGAAUGGAAUGAGAUUACCAUGCUAAAAAACUCAGUCACCUUGCCAGCACCAACACAACCAAAAUCAUUGAUAAUACCUAAUAGAAUAUCUUAAGUUUAUGUACUGUAUCUUAUCUCUGUUCCUAGACUUGCAUUUCUGGUUUGGCUUUUUCACCUGAAUUCUUUGCUCUGUAACAUGUAUGAUGCAAAAGUAUCAGCAUUAUGGCAAUGGGAAUUUGGGGGUACCACCCUGUGUGUGUGUGUGUGUGUGUGUGUGGACAUUGAAAGUGUGUAUUCAUAUGACCGCUUGCCAGUAUGAGAAAGAAAGUGAAUUCUUUUUUACUGUUAUUAGUGUGCUGGGGAAGAGAAAGGUUGGACUUUCAGCCCGAUACACUGAUUUUUCUUUUAAAUGGAAGGUUAGUCACUCUAGGGCAGACAGAUUUUUCUGAAGUUUGGAAUGAGUGAAUAGGUUAAUUCUGUUUUCUUCAUGUUUCUCAUUUUCCCAGUCCGAUGUUAAGUUCACAACAUUUCCACAUCAGGGUUUUUUGUAUUUAAAAAAAGUCACCAUGAAAACCCAACCGCAUUUUAGUAUGAAUCUGUCCCGAUACACACACUUUUACAAAGCAAUUUUUUCCAUAAUGUAAUGCAUAUUUGAAUGCCAUUUCUGCGAUAGUAUGCAUUUCUGGGCACACUUUACCCUAACAGAUGAACAUUACUUGACUGGAGAACUGCGCUGCAAAAUUUUGAGAAGGAUUUCAAAGAACGGCUGUGCUUUGGUUUAUGGAUCGUUUGGAAAAGUCUGAGGUAGGUAGGUUGAUUUUUAAAUGUGAAUUGAAUGCAAUCUCUUCCCCCAACCCUAUAAAGAGUACAUGGGUCUCUUGCUUUUCUCUUCUUUUAAUUUUAUAGUGCAGUAUGUUUGGAUGUCAUCAGCCUUCUCUCUCUCACUCCCCACCCCCCCCAAAAAAUAUACGUUGUAUGUCCAUUCCUUCUGGUUUCUUUUCCUUUGGGGAUACCCAGGACUCUUCACUGACAGAUCUUAGUAUCCAAGGGGGAGUAUACUAGCAGGAUUAAAGGCGAGACCCUCAAUUAGACUAUCUCUGAUUUCUUCAGAUGUUUUUUCUAAUCUUUUAAUAUGGGAUUAAAGUGUGCUAAGACCAUAGAUUGCUUUUAUUCUUAACGAAGAUCUUCCCAGCUGCAUUUCAAGAUUGUCAAUAUCCUUUUUCUUAUUCCUUCAAAAGUGAGCAGUCCCCCCCUCCCCCUUUUUUUCUUAAUUUGGAGUAAUUCCCAUCUAGACGAUGAUGAUAAUGAACUUUUGUCAGUUCCUAUGUGACGCCAAGUACAAAAUAGCUUGAUAAGAAAUGUGAAGCGUACAUGCGUUUCUCAAUGAUCUGCAGGAAACUCCCUGAGAGACUGAUUAGCCUGUGCUUGUCACAUAUAAGGGGAGAUAAUUAUGGAGGCUUAACGGAAUAUGUGGUGGAUCUUUGGAGAAGAGAUGACUAGAUCUAAGACCGUCUCAUAGAUCAGCUCUAAUUUUUAAUAUUACACAUAAUGUGAGUGGGGGUUUUUGAGCUUUACCCCAGAGCCUUCGUACCAGUGACUCUUCCAACAGAAUGACAUCAAAUUAUUAUUUUUUUCCAGAGUGUAAAAACAGUUCAAACGAGAUUAUCUUUAAUUAGUAUAAUCUUAUGAACCCAUUGUGAAAACUUUAUUGCACCCAUGCUGGCUCUCCCUUAUUCCUUAUUUAGAGACUCUUUAUUACAUUCCACAUUGCAAUCCUUAAUGGUGGAAAUGAAUACAUGGCACUUAAAAGUAAUAUUGUUGUAUUUCUUUAUUUAAUAAACACCAUCUUCUUCUUUAAUUCCAGGGCUAAUAGCUUUCUUUUAUGGAUCACGGUAUAUUAGAUAGCAAUACCUUAUAGAUUUUUCCUCCCCCUUUUGUUUUUAAGUAAAGAUUGUGGUGCUCCCUUAAGUCAUUUAUAUGCAUUAAAAAUGGAUUUGUUAAGCAAGCCCAGUAAUAUAUUAAGUGCAUUUAAUAAAUACUUGGACAAUAAUUACUACAUUUCAUAUUAUUAGCAGCAGGUUGGUUAUGAAGGGGUAAACUGUUGCAAAUCAGGAAUCCUUCUCACCAAGCUCUCUCGUAAGUACCAACUCCUCUCUCACUGACCCAUCUUGAUUUCUUGCUUCUCCCUUGUUUAUCUGACACGGUGUCUAACCGCAACACAACUACUUACAGGCACAAGCACACUAAGUCCUCCUUCCUGCUUCUUGUGUACCUUUCAUCUUCUUCUAUCUCAUUUUCCACCAUCCUCCUUACCUGGAUGAAAAGAGAAAUGUGGAUUUUCAGUAACUGCAGAAGCCCAAGGCUGUGAUAUAAGGGAGGUAAAUAAAAUGAGCACAAUACACGUCAAGGUGUUUGUGUUCAUUUUAUUUAUAAUCGCCUUCCUUCUUUUUAUUGUUGAAGAAGAAGAAGAAGAAGAAGAAGAAGAAGAAGAAGAAGAAGAAGAAGAAGAAGAAGAAUUUGCUAUUUAUAUAUAUCUAUACUUAAAGGGUACACUAUUGCAGGUCAUGA